Drosophila elegans is the source of this 5378-nucleotide messenger RNA. RefSeq lists its product as uncharacterized. Gene Ontology annotation, cellular component: cytoplasm. Lineage: Eukaryota; Metazoa; Arthropoda; Insecta; Diptera; Drosophilidae. The record is from RefSeq and is a predicted model, not a curated record. The transcript is spliced from 7 exons. The coding region runs from base 189 to 4814 and encodes 1541 amino acids. Gene Ontology annotation, biological process: organelle organization.
UUGGUCACACUACAAGAAAGACUAUUUUAUUGUUGUUUCGCACGUCACGGUUAAAAUAUAAACAAACCAAAUUCGCUCGUACAAUAAAAUGGGCGGUUCUGUGUUAAGUUAUAAUAAUGCGGCAUAGAAACCGCUAGUUUAAAAUAAUUAGAAAUUGCCGGGUCAUCGAGGCCCAAGCGUGAGCCACCAUGGUGAAGAUCCUCCAGGCUUACAACUUUGCUAGGCAACAGACCUACGCUCUGAACGGCGACAUCCUAGCGGCCAGCUUGAUCGGCAACAACAGGAUAGCCAUCAGCAGUGCGGAGCAGUUCAUUGAGAUCUACGACAUCGCUGGCAAGCCGAACCAGUCGGAGGACACGAGGAAAGCGCCAGCGGAUGAGGGACAAGCGAAUGAGGCGGCAGGAGAUGCUUCCUGCUCCGGAGGCGAUGAGCGGACGCCCAACAGAAGCACUCUGGCCACAGUGGGCGAGGUGGUGCAAUUGAUUUACUGCGAGGCUGGAAAAUACUUGCUCACGCUGGAGAAGGAGCAGGCGGGCAGUCCGGUGCAUUCCUCCUCCACCAUUAGCUGCACCUCGAGCAGCAACAGUAAUACGGUCUGCUCCGAGGACGACACCAAGAUGUUCGUGCGCAUCUAUGCCAACUUUUGGAAGUUCCCGGACAGCCGACUCAACGAGCUGCCCAUCACCAUCCGGAUAGCCUCGAUGACCACGCCCAAGACGCCGCUGGUGGAAAGCAUCGAUGUGAUCGAGCUGCCACUGCGCAGUCCGCCGGAGCUGGUGCAGUGCUGUCAGACCUCCGGCAACAUUAUCGUCAGCAGCCGCGACAGGAUCUAUCUGUACGAGUACACGCAGUGCGUCCACGAGAAUACCCAGCCCAGGUUCUCCUUCAUCGAUUUCCUGCCCUUCAAGUUCUUCGUGCAGCUGAACUUCAUCCCAGUGCGUCUGUGUCUGGCCGAGAACGUGAUCGCCUGCCUCAGCCAUCGCUAUUGCGUGGCCUUCAAGGUGGUGGAUGCACUGGCGAGCAGAGCCAGUGGAGGGCAGGACGUGAGUUGCCUGGACAACGACUACGGUGGCGGAGAUGAGCCGCUCUCCGAAUCCCUCAGCCUCGGCAGCAAGGCUAGUGCCAGUGGCGGAGGCGGGGGCGGGUGCGGAGGUGUGGUCAGUUCCAGCCACAGCCAGCAGAGCUGCGACAGCGAUUCCCUACAAUCAACGAGCAGUGGCAAGCCACCGGUGGCCAUUAAUGGAGCCAUGCCAGGACGGUCGCCGCUGGACUUCAACUUGGCCAAGCUGGUUAACAACGCCUACGGCAGGGAGUUCGAGCCGGAACUGCGCUCCCAGUGGGAUGAGAGUGAGUUCGGAGGAGGUAAGGGUCAGGAGGACAGCCAGGACAUCACCAUCAGUCCCCAGCGAGCUGUGGACAUUAAAAUCAAGCUCGUCAACGAGGCCAAGGCCAUGAAUGUGAGGGGCAUCGCCGGGGGCAGCCAUCUGGAUGAUGCCUCCGUGCAAUACGAUGUGCGGAAGCUGCUGCAGAUCUGCAUGAAAACCUCAGAGAACCAACCGCGUGUCUUGGACAUUCUUCGCUGCAUGGACCUCAAGGCCAUCUACCAGAGAAGCGGCCAGGGUGUGGAUCAGGAGGACGACGAGUACGACAUGGGCAACCAACAGGUGCCCAGUGCGGUGACCACCUUCAAGCACGUCAACCGCCGGACCCUUAAGUCAUCGCAGCACCAGCGGUGCAUGGGCCACGCUCUCCUGGUGGCCAGCAGUGUGGACGGCUUCCUGUACCAGUUCUCCGCCCAAGGCAAGUGGUACAGUGAGAACGAAAAGCCGGUGGCCAGCUACAGUUUCACGGCACCGGUGAUCCAGGUGCAUAUCAACGACUACGUGGUGUUUGCGGUGACCUCCGAGUCCGUGGAAACGCACACGUCGCGCAUCGGGCACAAGCUCUUUCACAACCGCUUCGAGUACCCCUCGAUUGGCGGUCUGUUCCCCGAGGAAUCCGCCCCGGAUGUCAAUUCGCCCAUUGCCGUCGUUGGUCUGGCCGCGUUCAUGCACGUUCAGUUUGUGUGCGUGAACCGGGAGCAGCUGGUGCUCAUCACGAACGCAGCUCUGGAGCAGCACAAGCGGCGCAGCAUGGGCGAGGUGACCGGCGGUCAAGUGGUGGCCGUCAAGCGGAACAUCGCCGCUCGUCUGCUGGCCGAGGCGAAGGCCAAACACAGCAGCCUGCUGAGGAGCAGCAGUGCAGCCCAAUCCUCGACGGUGGCCAACGAGUGGACGCUGUACAAUUUGGAGAUUCCGCGCGUGGAGUGCGUCAUCGAGGAUCUCGAGGGCAUUGCGGAGUCGUAUCGCAGUGCCAGCAGCUGCAACUUCUACGAUCUCAUGGAGGAGGCCCAUGUCAUGCUGCGCCUGAGUCUCACGCUGCAGGGCGAGCGUUUGGGGGCGGAGCGGGAGCUGCAGCUCCGGCAAAUGUUCGCUGCGAACUGCAGAAAGCUUGCUGAUUUCUCAAUACGUUCCAACAAACAGGAGGUUUAUCUGCAGGCCACAGGAUUCUACAGAAUGUGCCAGCUUCAUCUGGUGGACAUCUUCAAUAACUACAUAGAGAACUUCAUGGACAGCGAUGAGGGCAUGGAGACCACUGAGCUUGCGGGACUGAUCUACACGGUAAAACUGUUCCUACUCAGUUUGGGAACAGAUCGCUUGAAGUCGGCAUUCCUGAACCAGACGGUUCGUCCGUACUUCACGCCCGCUCGGGUGAUCCAGCAGGGCUACAAGCAGGUUCCGCUCUCGCUGGAGUUCCUCAACAUGUUCAUCAAACAUGCUCCGGCAGAGAUUCCGAAGAUAAUGCUGAUCUCACCCGUGGUGGCGGACUCUAUGAGUGGAGAGCUGAUCAACUACCUCAAGUACUUGAACAAGCUUUCCCCCGAAGAAAACCUGCUGCUGGCUGUGACGGCCUGCCGCAUGUCCAACUAUCUACUGGCUCAGGAGAUAAUUGCAAAGUCCAGCAGACGCAACCUGGCCACCGCCCUGAUUCGGCACAAGAACGUUCUGUUCGAUGACAGCACUGUGAUCUACCAGCGGCGCCAUCAGCAGCAAGCCGACUGUCAAUCCCAAUCCCAAUCCCAUUCGCGGGGUAAGAAAACCCGACGGGUAGGUGGAAGGAGCAAACCCGCUGCGGUGAGUACGCCAACGCCGAGCACCAUCGUCUCGUUCUCGGACUUUUGCGAGACGAUUCUGUUGGCCAACGAGCAGCCAGCACUAAUCGAAGCGAUCAGCGAUGCCCUCAUCCAUGCACUGUGCAUCGAACAUAGCCUGACGCUGGACGUGAUUCUGCAGCUGUUCCUCAACUACAUCGCCUCGCACAUUGGCCAAAAGGGCUAUCAGACGUCGCAGAAGGUGUUCGUCAACAUUCUGCAGGUGUACUUCUACGACAUCUACGACGUCAGCUCAUCGCUGCAGCCCCACGAGGUGCGUUCGCAUACGCCGCCGCAACUGGACGACGACUACGACGAGGAGUGCAGCAGUUCGCGGGCUCCCUCGCUGCACAGCGAAGCGGACGCCCAGUCGCUGUCCAGCUCUUGUGCCAGCUCGGCGCACGAGGAUCGCUCCGCUAGCCUCUCGAUCAGUGGACGGCAGCAGCGAAUCGUCUACGAUCAGCUGCAGGAGCAGCAGUCGUCGCCUUUUCAGAAGCGCAACUCAAAUGCCUCGCUGUCGCAGCCACAGCCGGAUGACGAUGUGGCCGCCACCAAUCUCAAGGGUCUCAAGAUCCUCUUUCGCAUGUACAUGGGCCGGUUGAAGGCCCUCAGUGAUCUCAUCACAGACCUGCAGUCAGCGGAUGUGGAGCAGCAGGCUGGUCGCGAGGAGUUUAUGAACCUGCGCAUGGAGUGCAUCUCGUACAUGGUGGGCAUGGCUCCCAAUUACUGUCCCAAACCGAUUGUAAAGAAUCCCAAUGAUCCGCUGGCCAGCAAGCUCGUAUACGUGCCCUUCAUUCCGGACUAUAAGCUGCCCGAGGGCGAGGAGUUUGAGCGCCACAUCAAGAGCUACAUUCGUCCAAUACCCUGUUUGCUGGAACGACCGCAGUACUUAAACCGCCUGCCGCCCUUCGAACGGAGCGACUUCAGCUACCCGAACAAGGACGAGGGCGAGUUCGAGGUGCGCUUCCUCAGCUGGCAUAACGAGCUGCUGACCCUCACCCUCAAGAUUCAGAGUCUGCUGGCCUCCAGCAAGGUGGAUCGCGAGAUCAUCUCCGAGUUUCUGGCCUUCAUACAAAAGACGCCGCAUUUGAUGGGCAUCGACAGUUUCCUGGUAAUCGUCUUGCCCAAGAACUUGGCAAUAAACUACCUGCUUAGUUUUUGUCCCGCUUUUCUCUGGCAGUACGGAAAGUCCUGCGGUUUCACGCCCAAACACUGGGAGAGCCUGUUACGGAAGAUUCUCAGCAAGCAGGAGGCGCUGCCCAACUGGAAGACACACAUUUCGGAGAUACUCAACAAUUUGGUGACUGAGCUGAGCUUCGAAGAACUUCUGCAGUGCUUUCCCAGCGAGGUCAUUCAAAACCGGAACACGGCACAGUACUUUGCCAAGGAGUUUGCCGAGACAAGUGUCCUUUAUGAGCACGAGGAGCUCGUCUUCAAGACUCCCGAUCGGAGCGAGGGGCACAGGGAACACAUGCCGAUGGACAACAUCGAUGAGGACAAUGUGUUCGAGUUAACGCUGCGCAAGGCGGUGGCCAAGCAGCGGAGCAUUGCGCUGAGGUCCAUGAUCGAGUCCACGGGAACCCAACUGUUCGACGCUACCAGUAAUCCCAUGUACAACCUGUAGACGGUCUUAACUCCACUUUAAACUGGUUACAAACGAAAUUAUCAAAUUGAAAAUCGAUAAGAUUGAUUGAUAUUAACGUAGCAAAGUAGCGAGCACGGAAGGCAGCUUUGCUUGUACUCCAUAAAUAGUUCGAUAUGUAAUUUGUAGUCUUAGGGCAUCCCCAUAACGAGGCAUUAUUUAUUGACAUUUCUGUUUGACACCAAACGCAACAUUCGGAUACUGAUUUCUGGGCUGUAGGUUGUAAAAGUAACUAGCUCGUCGCGAAUUUGUGCGUUAUUUGCCAUAGGAAAUCAGAUGUGUGAUCGGGAGUGAUUAGGAAACCCCCCCUCUCUACCUGUAUUUGUAUUCGUACGCAACGUUAAUCCAAGUUUCCUUUGAACUAAGCUUUAGAACCCUUAAAGUAUUCGUACUCUAUACAUUAGUUUCUUAGUCACUUUACUCACCCAUACACCAUAGCAUACACCCAAACACACUGUCUUACACAAAAAAAAAAACAAACAAUCUCAAGUGAUAUUUUUAAUUCUUGCAUUGAAUCUGAACAAUAAAAGCAUAAUUACAUGACAA